This is a messenger RNA of Perognathus longimembris pacificus (Pacific pocket mouse), 2078 nucleotides long. It is a transcript of the gene Tbx1, whose product is annotated as T-box transcription factor 1. Gene Ontology annotation, molecular function: RNA polymerase II cis-regulatory region sequence-specific DNA binding; DNA-binding transcription factor activity, RNA polymerase II-specific. The record is from RefSeq and is a predicted model, not a curated record. Lineage: Eukaryota; Metazoa; Chordata; Mammalia; Rodentia; Heteromyidae. Gene Ontology annotation, biological process: positive regulation of DNA-templated transcription; cell fate specification; regulation of transcription by RNA polymerase II. The transcript has 9 exons. The coding region runs from base 128 to 1618 and encodes 496 amino acids. Gene Ontology annotation, cellular component: nucleus.
GCGUCGAACUUUGCGGGGUUAGGGGUUUCGCGACCCAACGGCCGAGGCCUCGGAGGGCACCGCCCACCGGGGCCCGGGGCCCACCGAUCCGGCGAAACUUCGCCGACAACCGGGAUCCCCAGCCGGGAUGCACUUCAGCACAGUCACCAGGGACAUGGAAGCCUUCACGGCCAGCAGCCUGAGCAGCCUGGGGGCCGCGGGGGGCUUCCCGGGCGCCGCGUCGCCGGGCGCCGACCCGUACGGCCCGCGCGAGCCCCAGCCGCCACGCUACGAUCCGUGCGCCGCCGCCGCCACCACCCCUGGCGCUCCGGGCCCGCCGCCGCACGCCUAUCCGUUCGCGCCGGCCGCGGGGGCCGCCACCAGCUCCGCCGCCGAGCCCGAGGGCCCCGGGGUCAGCUGCGCGGCCGCCGCCAAGGCGCCGGUGAAGAAGAACGCGAAGGUGGCCAGCGUGAGCGUGCAGCUGGAGAUGAAGGCGCUGUGGGACGAGUUCAAUCAGCUGGGCACCGAGAUGAUCGUCACCAAGGCCGGCAGGCGAAUGUUCCCCACGUUCCAAGUGAAGCUGUUCGGCAUGGAUCCCAUGGCCGACUACAUGCUGCUCAUGGACUUCGUGCCCGUGGAUGACAAGCGCUACCGGUACGCGUUUCACAGCUCCUCUUGGCUGGUGGCAGGCAAGGCAGACCCUGCCACUCCUGGCCGUGUGCACUACCACCCUGACUCACCAGCCAAGGGUGCACAGUGGAUGAAGCAAAUCGUGUCCUUCGACAAGCUCAAGCUGACCAACAACUUGCUGGACGACAAUGGCCACAUUAUCCUCAACUCCAUGCACCGAUACCAGCCCCGUUUCCAUGUCGUCUACGUGGACCCUCGGAAAGAUAGCGAGAAAUAUGCCGAAGAGAACUUCAAAACCUUUGUGUUUGAAGAAACUCGAUUCACCGCUGUCACUGCCUAUCAGAACCACCGGAUCACGCAGCUCAAGAUUGCCAGCAAUCCCUUCGCCAAAGGCUUCCGGGACUGCGAUCCCGAGGACUGGCCCCGGAACCACCGUCCAGGCGCGCUGCCGCUCAUGAGUGCCUUUGCGCGCUCGCGGAACCCCGUGGCCUCUCCCACGCAGCCCAACGGCGCGGAGAAAGACGCGGCCGACGCUCGGCGAGAAUUCGAGCGCGAUGCGGGAGGGCCGGCCAUGCUGGGCGACCCCGCGCACCCGCCGCAGCUGCUGGCGCGAGUGCUGAGCCCCGCGCUGCCCGGGGCCGGCGGCGCCGGCGGGCUCGUUCCGCUGCCCGGCGCCUCGGGAGGCCGGCCCAGCCCCCCGCACCCGGAGCUGCGCCUGGAGGCGCCCGGAGCCUCGGAGCCCCUGCAUCAUCACCCCUACAAGUACCCGGCCGCCGCCUACGACCACUACCUCGGGGCCAAGAGCCGGCCGGCGCCCUACCCGCUGCCGGGCCUGCGGGGCCACGGCUACCACCCGCACGCGCACGCGCACCCACACCAUCACCACCCGGCCGUGAGCCCGGCUGCGGCCGCCGCCGCCGCCGCUGCCGCCGCCGCGGCCGCCGCCGCCAACAUGUACUCGUCGGCCGGGGCCGCGCCGCCCGGCUCCUACGACUACUGCCCCAGAUAACGCGCGCCGCCGCCGCCGCGCUCGCCGCCCGGGCCCCAGGCGCCCCGCGCAGCCCCGAGGGCCGGCGGGGCCCCGUCCACCCGGCCCCAAGGGCCUUCCGAAGACUCCUGCUCCCCACCCCGGGGGCCACCGCGGGUCCCCCCCUUCCCCAGCCUCGAAGCCAUCGGGGUCCCACCAGCCCCCAGGACUACGGCAAGUCUCCGGUGCCCCCAGGCCCCAUAGUUCCCGCGGGUUCCUCCCCAGCCCCGAGGACCCACGGGGCCCACCCGCCAGUGCCAAAGCGCCCGAUCCGAGGCGGAAGGAAAUGCUAGUAUUUAUUGUUCUCCCCGAGAGCGCGUCGCCUCCGGCCCGGCCGGCAUCGCCGCGUAGACGACCCGACCGAGCCCCGCCCGCACGCGGUGUAGAUACGUGUAGAUAGCGUGUAGAUGCUGGAGAUGCCGCGCCGGCGCCGACUGGAUGG